Aspergillus campestris IBT 28561 is the source of this 1040-nucleotide messenger RNA. RefSeq names its product mitochondrial 54S ribosomal protein bL17m. The record is from RefSeq and is a predicted model, not a curated record. Gene Ontology annotation, biological process: translation. The coding region runs from base 86 to 667 and encodes 193 amino acids. The transcript has 2 exons. Gene Ontology annotation, cellular component: mitochondrial large ribosomal subunit; ribosome. Gene Ontology annotation, molecular function: structural constituent of ribosome. Lineage: Eukaryota; Fungi; Ascomycota; Eurotiomycetes; Eurotiales; Aspergillaceae.
CCUCACGCAUUCACCCCCUCUCUCUCUCCGCCACUUCUAUUUCCCUCCGCCUAUACCUCUUCUCUUCUAAUAAAGAUUGUUCAAAAUGGCAGGGGGCGCCACAAAGUACCGCCAUCUCAGCCGUAAGUCCUCGCACAGGCAGGCCCUGCUCCGCAACCUCGUCACCUCGCUCUUCACCCACGAAUCCAUCACCACCACAUGGCCCAAGGCCAAGGAAGCCCAACGACUAGCCGAGAAGCUCAUCACCCUGGGCAAGAAGAACACGGGAGCGAGCCGACAACAAGCGCUGUCUGUCUUCUACACCCCCCACGAACUCCUCCCCAAACUCUUCGGCUCCCUCCGCGAACGCUACGCCACCCGCCCAGGAGGCUACACGCGCGUGCUGCGCGUCGAGCCCAAGAAGGACGAUCAGGCCGCGAGCGCCAUCCUGGAACUCGUCGACGGGCCCAAGGACAUGCGCUUCGCGAUGACUGCUCGGACCGUUGCGCGGAGUCGCUCGCAGGGUUUUGAGGGGCUCAACGAGCUGACGACUCUUAAUGUGCGCAAGGUUACCCGGUACCGUAAGGAGGGCGUUGAUGAUCUUGAGCGGGCGAUUAAGAAGUUGGAGCUUGAGAGUGGGAAGGCGGCUGCGUUUGCGAAGAGGAAUGGGGCCGGUGCGGGUCAAUAGAUGUACUUCUUUUGUUUUAUUUAUACCGUUUGGUUUGAUUUCUCCUUCCCCCCCCCCCAUUUUCUUGUUUCUUUGCCCCCGUCUGAUGAGAGGUCUCUUUGUACGACACUACACGUGCUUCGAAUGAGGUCUCGAUGGGAGGGAAAGAAAGCCCUACACCAGGCUUGACCUUGUCGUCUACUUGAGACUUGAGACUGUCUGUUGGGUGUAUUGUAUCGCAUGUCAACAUGCUCGCUGUACUUUUAUCUAGUGUUGGUCGGAUCAUAUGUUAUCAAUUCUCAUCGGAGAUGAUUGAGAUGGAUAUGGAUGUGAUGGCCUGGAGUUCUGCUAUAGCCUUUUUUGACUGUAACUAUUUGUCUAUCUAUCUACAUGG